Molecule: messenger RNA, 589 nt
Organism: Aspergillus pseudotamarii
Lineage: Eukaryota; Fungi; Ascomycota; Eurotiomycetes; Eurotiales; Aspergillaceae
Exons: 3
Coding region: 43-408 (121 amino acids)
Source: RefSeq, a predicted model, not a curated record
UGUGGGCCUGCCUUCCUAUAUUUCCGUGUACCUCGCUGGGUCAUGUGCAGACGAUACCCUUACCUCUUAGCACACUUGUCCGCCACCUUGACUGUUACUCUACAUCCUGCCAUCCCGGUCAACUCAUCACUCCGUCAUCACUCUUUGUUCAGCGUCUUUUUAGUCGUUUUCAUCGUUUGUGGCUAUAAAUGGGUGCAUAACAUUUAUUAUAUAACACCUGUAACUGUUCCUGCUCCUUCUUACUUUCGGUGCGGUCACAAUCUCUCACCACAACAGUAUUCUGAGGCUAGGCCAUUAGAAAUCAAGGAUUGGGAAACCACAGAUGUAGUCAUUUGUGGCUGUGGCCCACCCGGUGCCAUGCUAUCGGCUUAUUUGGGUCAGAUGUCCAUCCCGAAUGUGGUGCUAUAGCGAGAAGCUGAUAUCACUACCGAUCCCCGUGGAAUCGCCCUGGACGAGGAUGGCAUUCGCUUUCUCCAGGGGAUCGGUAUAUAUGAUUCAAUUUUUACCGAAAUCGGCAGUUGUAUGGGUCGGUUCAACUUCAUCGGCGGAACAGAGCCAGUCUUCAAGAAAAACCCAAUUCCCGCUCUGG